UUGGGAUCCAGCUGAUCACAUCAGAGGAACGAGCAUCACCAACGCAACUCAUCAUUCCAAGGACUGCAAGGACUUUUGGGCUUUUACACCCAAUUUCACCUCUUUGGAACUGACGAUAAUAUCUACAGGCAUGAACAGCAGACUGGUCUUCGCUGUCCUACUUGUGACGCUGUCCUGUAUGUCUAUCGGCACCUACGGCCAAGCAACAAACGGAACCAGUUCAACAAACGGAACCACUUCAGCAAACGCCACGAGCCCAACCAACGCCACGAGCCCAACCAACGCCACGAGCCCAGCAAACGCCACGAGCCCAACCAACGCCACGAGCCCAACCAACGCCACGAGCCCAGCAAACGCCACGAGCCCAGCAAACGCCACGAGCCCAGCAAACGCCACGAGCCCAGCAAACGCCACGAGCCCAGCAAACGCCACGAGCCCAGCAAACGCCACGAGCCCAGCAAACGCCACGAGACCAGCAAACGCCACGAGCCCAGCAAACGCCACGAGCCCAACAAAUGCCACGAGCCCAACAAACGCUACGAGCCUACCCAUAACGGUUCCCUCACUGACGCCUAACACCACGGUGGAAACUCUUCAGACUCCUCUUUCUAGGGCAGCAUGUGGGACUAGGGAGCUUUGUGUGGCUGAGCCCUCGAGCUGUGACCCCUCCACAAGUUCCUGUUUCUUUCUGAGUGCCAAGCAGAUCAGCGGUAAUGACUUUGCGUUUGGGCUCUCUGGAGAGUCUGACGGCUACAUUGCUGCCACCCUUUCACCGGACGCCACACUGGGAGGAAAUGACCCAACCUAUGUCUGCGCAAAGAAUGGCAGUGCUGUUCAGUUCUUCGGCACAAUUCUCAACAAUGGCCUGCUGACUGUGACAACGCUGAAUGCAAACUCUGUGAAAGGCAAAGUCAGUGGAAGAAAUAUCCAGUGUACAUUUUCUGCCACUGUGCUAGGAACAGCUACUAGAGCUAUCCAAACCACACUCGCAGUCUCCACUGGAUCUUUCAACACCACUAGUGGAACCCUGGGGAGCCCAACACCAAGAAUACAAGGUUCUGUUUCAGACCUGGGGAAUCCCAGCUCCAAUUUCACUAACAUUCUUGCCGCUAACGCCACUAGCCACGCCAUUACAUUCCAUCAAUCUCUGACACAAGCUGUGCUGAUGACUGUGGGUGUGCUCAGUCUGGCCACGGUCUGAGGAACCUGAAAUCCCCAAGACAAGAAACAAUGGACAACCACAACCGUCAUGCUUAAUUUACUUUACUGAAAGUUGGGAGGGUGAUCACACGUCUGAAGGCUUUAUGAAAAAAGACAAAUGUGAAUGGCAUUUGGUUACCACACAUUCAGAUAAAAACUUUAAGAUGCAACCACUGAAGAAAUCCUUUUUGUUAAUGAACUAAAAUGCCGUGAAUCAUAUUGUCCUGUUUUCCUUCAAACACAGAUGACAUUAUUGAGGACGAUCAUUAGUUUUGCAAGCAAAGAAAUGUAUUUUUCCUCUAAUCUACUAGCAAACAGCAGACAUUUUUGUUUUGUUCAUGUUAUUUUUUUUAAAUUCUUUUUCAAGGGACUGUAUUGUGUAUUAACAAAUAUUUUAAAUGAAGCCUGUGUUGUUAACUUAACUUUUUCUAAUGAAGCCUUCAUUGGCUGAUAUUUUAUCAAUGUGCAAGAACACAAGCAGAUGAGACGUUGCAUAUAGAGAAUGCUAUGUCUGAUACCAAAUAAUGAUGAAAUUGGUUUUGCACUUUUUAUUAUGUAACAGUUGAUGCUUGAUUACAGAUUUUUUAAAUAAACAUCUUAUGUAAACUGAU
Messenger RNA from Pungitius pungitius (ninespine stickleback), 1811 nucleotides. RefSeq lists its product as uncharacterized. Bases 131 to 1201 code for a protein of 356 amino acids. The record is from RefSeq and is a predicted model, not a curated record. Gene Ontology annotation, biological process: regulation of postsynaptic membrane neurotransmitter receptor levels; regulation of glutamate receptor signaling pathway. The transcript is spliced from 7 exons. Lineage: Eukaryota; Metazoa; Chordata; Actinopteri; Perciformes; Gasterosteidae.